This is a messenger RNA of Meloidogyne enterolobii, 2268 nucleotides long. NCBI's taxonomy places the organism in Eukaryota, Metazoa, Nematoda, Chromadorea, Rhabditida, Meloidogynidae. The record is from the annotation of a GenBank genome assembly.
AUGGGAGAUUCAUCAACUUUAUCAGCUUCAAAGGAAAAGGAAAAAUCCAAACAACCUCAACCUUCUACACAAAUUCGUUCUUUAGAAGGCGGCUUUCCUACUCUUUUAGUUUUUGUGAUACUUGGAUUGGCUUGGCUAGUUGGUUUUGCUUCUAGACUUUUUGCUAUUGUUCGGUUUGAAUCGAUAAUUCAUGAAUUUGAUCCUUGGUUUAAUUAUCGUUCAACUCAAUAUAUGGUGGAGAACGGAUUUUAUAAUUUUUUGAAUUGGUUUGAUGAAAGAGCUUGGUAUCCACUUGGACGUAUCGUUGGUGGUACUAUUUAUCCUGGAUUGAUGUUAACAAGUGGUUAUAUUCACUAUUUACUUUCUUGUUUGAAUAUACCUGUCCAUAUACGAGAUAUUUGUGUUUUCCUUGCCCCAACAUUUAGUCGGUCUGUUGCUGGUUCUUAUGACAAUGAAGGAAUUGCCAUUUUUGCUCUUCAAUUCACUUAUUUCCUUUGGGUUCGUUCUGUCAAGACUGGAUCUGUUUUUUGGGCGGUUCUCACUGCUUUGUCUUAUUUUUACAUGGUUUCAGCAUGGGGCGGUUAUGUUUUUAUUAUUAAUUUAAUUCCUCUUCAUGUUCUUGUUCUGGUUAUUAGUGGAAAUUACACAAACAAGAUUUACGUUGCUUACACAACUUUCUAUAUUCUUGGCCAACUUAUGGCAAUGCAAGUCCCUUUUGUCGGCUUCCAACCAUUGGUUGGUGCUUUGAAAUUUGUCCAAGGACGUUUAACUCAAAAACAAUUUUUUGCUUUAUUUGCCGGUGUCAUUCUUUUUACUUUUUCUAUUGGAAUUUUGAUUUUAAUGCUUUUAACAUAUGCUGGUUAUGUUGCUCCUUGGACGGGUCGUUUUUAUUCACUUUGGGACACUGGUUAUGCCAAAAUACAUAUUCCUAUAAUUGCUAGUGUUAGCGAACAUCAACCUACAACUUGGGUCUCUUUCUUUUUUGAUUUGCAUAUUACCGCAGCUGUCUUUCCCGCUGGACUUUGGUUUUGUGUUAAAAAUGUUAAUAGUGAACGUCUUUUUGUUAUUCUUUAUGCUGUUACUGCCGUUUAUUUUGCUGGUGUAAUGGUCAGGUUAAUGCUUACUCUAACUCCGGUUGUUUGUGUCCUUUCUGGCAUAGCUUUCUCUUGUAUUUUUGAAAAAUAUAUGCUUGAAGAUGUUGAACAGAAGAAAGCUGGGGAAGGAAAGGAUUUGAAAGAUGGGAUGGGAGAUAGACGACUUUAUGAUAAAGCAACAGCUAAAAUUGGAAAGCAACAAAAAGCUGCUCAAACAGCUGCAGCUUCAUUUAGUCCAGCAAUUGGUGCUUCUGAUGUUACUGAUCAUAUUGGAAUGAAUACGAGAUCUAUCGUUCUCGUAGCUAUGUUAUUCAUUUUGCUAAUGUAUGUUGCACAUUGCACUUAUGUAACUAGCAAUGCAUAUUCACAUCCAAGCGUUGUUCUUCAAUCUCAUACAAGCGAUGGUGGACGUAUAAUUAUGGACGACUUUCGAGAAGCUUAUUAUUGGCUUAGAAAGAACACUCCAGAUGAUGCUAGAAUAAUGUCAUGGUGGGAUUAUGGUUAUCAGAUUGCUGGAAUGGCAAAUCGAACAACUCUUGUUGAUAAUAAUACUUGGAAUAAUUCACAUAUUGCUUUGGUUGGAAUGGCAAUGUCAAGCAAUGAAUCUUUUGCUUAUGAAAUUAUGAGGGAUUUGGAUGUUAAUUAUGUUUUAGUAAUCUUUGGUGGGGUGAUUGGUUACAGUGGUGAUGAUAUAAACAAAUUUUUGUGGAUGGUUCGAAUUGCUGAAGGUGAACACCCAAAAAUUAUACGUGAAGGUGACUAUUUUACCGAAUCAGGAGAGUACAGUGUUGGAGCACAAGCAUCUAGAACUAUGCUGGAUUCGAUUAUGUAUAAAAUGUCUUAUUAUCGAUUUGGCGAAUUAAGGAUUGGCUACAAUCAACCUCCAGGUUUUGACCGGACAAGAGGUUAUCCAAUUGGAAGAAAAGAUUUUUCAUUGGAAAAAUUGGAAGAGGCCUACACUACAGAGAAUUGGCUAGUUCGUAUAUAUAAAGUUGUUGAUCCACCAAAUCGUCCAUCAAUAAAAUAUAAAGAUAGACAAAUUAAAGGAAAGAAAUUUGUUAGUAAAAAGACAAAAUCCAACAAAAAGGGAACUAUUCGACCAUUAACUGCAAUAAACACAAAAACUGAACAAUCUAACAACAAUAAACAAAAAGUUGUUGAGAAGAAGAAAUGA